UCUCAACUUGAUCAAUGAGCAAGGCCAUGGGCAAAAUUCACUACCUUUUCUUGAUAAAUUUUAGCUUAGUUUCGUUAGCCAUGAUGGCUGCCGGCAACAGUAAUGUUACAACGGAUCAAUUAGCGCUUCUUGCGCUAAGAGAUCGCAUGAUCAAUUCAGAGCCUCGAGAAAUCUUGGCAAAAAACUGGUCCAUUACCUCCUCCGUCUGUGAUUGGAUAGGGGUCACCUGCGGGUCUCGACACCGCCGAGUGACUGCCUUGAAUAUCUCAAAGAUGAACCUUACUGGUACCUUACCUCCUCAACUUGGGAACCUGUCCUUUCUGGUUUCCCUUAACAUUAGCAGGAACAAUUUCCAUGGAGAGUUGCCCCCUGAGUUAGUUCACUUGCGCAGAUUGAGAUACCUUAAUUUUAGGACCAACAAUCUCAGUGGAGAGCUUCCCUCCUGGUUUGGUUACUUACACAAACUCCAAUUCCUGUCUCUCGGAAACAAUAGCUUUUCGGGUUCUAUCCCGCCUUCCAUCUCUAACAUGUCAAAAUUGGAGACGCUAUGUCUGUCUUUCAAUUCCAUUGAGGGGACCGUUCCAACAGAAUUUCAGAAUCUUCAUAAUUUGAAGACUUUGGUUGUUGAGUAUAAUCCGCUUUCCGGUCCUUUGCCUCUCCAUGUAUUCAACAUUUCCUCACUGGAAAACAUUGCCUUCUGGAAUAACAACCUAUAUGGCAUUCUUCCGGACGACAUCUGUCAGCGCCUUAAGAAACUUACAUGGCUUAAUCUAGCGUACAACAAUUUGAUCGGUCGAAUACCUUCAACGGUGUCUCAGUGUUCACAGCUUCGGUAUCUUUCCUUGUCUGGGAACCAUUUCACUGGACCGAUACCCAUGGGAAUUGGGAACCUGACAAUGCUGGAGCAAAUACACCUGCAGAUGAACAAUUUAACAGGCCUUCAUCAAAUCCACUUUUAUGACAGAUCUUGGCUUUCCUCUGAUAUUCUCUUACCAAUUCAUGCAUUAAAAGAACACUAUCUGCUAAAGCAGCAUCAAUUGUUGGAAGGGGAGAUCGAUGUCUGCCUUUCACAAAAGCAUUUUGAGUAGUUGAAAUGAA
This is a messenger RNA of Coffea eugenioides, 1098 nucleotides long. RefSeq names its product receptor kinase-like protein Xa21. Gene Ontology annotation, molecular function: protein binding. The record is from RefSeq and is a predicted model, not a curated record. NCBI's taxonomy places the organism in Eukaryota, Viridiplantae, Streptophyta, Magnoliopsida, Gentianales, Rubiaceae. The coding region runs from base 15 to 1088 and encodes 357 amino acids. The transcript has 2 exons.